Messenger RNA from Pogonomyrmex barbatus (red harvester ant), 3284 nucleotides. It is a transcript of the gene Sln, whose product is annotated as monocarboxylic acid transporter silnoon. Gene Ontology annotation, molecular function: monocarboxylic acid transmembrane transporter activity. The record is from RefSeq and is a predicted model, not a curated record. NCBI's taxonomy places the organism in Eukaryota, Metazoa, Arthropoda, Insecta, Hymenoptera, Formicidae. Gene Ontology annotation, biological process: transmembrane transport; monocarboxylic acid transport.
UAUCAGAAGACUUCGUAUAGCUCCAUAUUCAUGUAACCCAGUUUCACUCGCUCGAAAAUGAUGGAUUUUGUCUCGCGUUCGUUACACGCGUAAUUUUUCCCCCCUGUACAGUAGUUUGCACGUGGGUCGCGGGUGAUUUCCGUGAAGAUGCCUUUGCGCGUCAGCGUCACCGACGUAUCGAUCCCACUGUAAAUUUCCAGUUAGUAGCAACCCUCCACCAGUCUGCGUGCGCACCCCACUCGUGUUCAGCGAGAGUCUCAGUCUAAGUUAAGCAAAGUCGGAAGAAGUGCUUUUGGCAGCCAGACAGGAAAACGCUGACCGUGGAUCAUUGACAUUUUUAUUCUCCAAGUUCGUCGUCUUUGUCGUCUUCGAGAGCCAACACAAGAGACACCGGAAGCCCUCCUCACUGAGGGGCUUGCGGUAUCAAAAGGAAAGAGUCAAGAGAAAAGAAAGAGAAAUACAAGAGAAUUGUAUAAUUGUAACAGCGCUCCUAGAACAAGUAGACGUCACCAGGUUCGAGACAGGUCCGUUCUCCUAUCAGUGGAGAAGCAGGCGAGGGUGAACCAGGCGAGGUUGACACAGAGCGCGAGGACAGAGCUCGGACGAUCAGAGAGACCGAGAAACAAAUAAACCACGCGCGAUCAACCAAGCAACAUAAUCCAAUGUAUUACGGUCCCCCCGGUUCCGCCAAGGAAGCCGCCGAGGAAACAUGUCGCUACCACGGGAAUGGAGCUUUCAGGACGCGUGUCGGGCGUCGAGCCUGCUCGCCGACAUCGAUGUCGGUGUCACCGCGGCAGCGUCCCAGGAGAUGGCUGUCACCGUCAUCGACGAGAAUAUGAAUGAUCAGCCGGCGACUCAGCUGGGCUCGCUAUUCUCCAUCCACUCGGCGCCGGUGUUCGACCUGAGCGGCGGCGUCGCCGCCGGGGCGCCAUCGCCGAAACGGCCGGCCUCCCUGGCGGUGCAGGCAACGGCGACGUCGACGCCGAUCGUACCACCGCACCUGCAGAGCCCCGAGGGCACUGUCGUCGAGGACGAGGACAACGACAACCUGCUGACGAUAUCCAGCCUCACUGCCCGGCCGCUCAUCGCUAAAUCCAGGGAGCUCAGGUCUGCCAGGUAUGCGGUACCGAAACGAAAAAAAUCUCGGCAGAAAAGCGAUACUAGGAAACCCCGGAACACCACGUACGUCCCGCUGGACGGCGGUUACGGCUGGGUGGUGGUGUUCGGCGCCUUCUUCGUGCAGUUCUGGGUGACCGGGCUAGUCAAGUCUUACGGCGUGCUCUACGUCGAGGUCAUGGAGACAUUCAAGGAUUCAUCCGCCUCGGUCGCGUCCUGGAUACCGGCGAUUCUGACGUGCCUAUGUCUAGCGCUUGCUCCGGUGACGAGUAUGCUCUGCCAGAAGUACAGUUGUCGAACGGUGGUUUUCGUGGGAGGACUUUUCUGCGCCCUAGGACUUACAACUAGUUACUUUGCCACGCGAUUGAUACACCUCUUUUUUACAUUUGGAGUGCUGACAGGUAUCGGUGGUGGCUUAUCGACGACGCCGGGUAUAAUCUUGGUAUCGCAGUACUUCGACAAGCAUCGCGCCCUAGCAAACGGUAUCUGCGUAUCCGGCACUGCCGCGGGUAGCUUCGUAUUCCCGCUUCUGAUCGAAUUUCUGGUGAGGAACUUUGGCUUUCAUGGCACGAUAUUGCUGUUGGGCGGUUGUAUGCUGCACGUAUGUGUCAGCGCGACCUUGUAUCGACCACUGGACGAAAAUUAUAUUCCUGAGGAAGACAUCUCGGUAGAGAAGGUCGAGAAGGAAUUAAAAGAACAGGAUCAGGAUAAAUCGAAGCAACAAAAGUUGGAACUGCUGUUCGCCAAUGACUCGACUGCUCGACACAACAUGUUGAACGAGCUGUUCCAUCAAAACAGCGUGGUGGCGGUCGAGCUAACUGACAGCGAUGAGGAAAAGGACGUGAUGGGGGAAGGUCUCCGUAUGAAGCCCAUCUCCAAGAUACGCAGUUCCAGCAUUCUGCACAGCGUCGAGGAUUUGUCGACGGAUUCGACAUGCGUGUACAAGGCAGCCAGAUCAUCGCUUAGGUCGUUGAGAUCGUCUGUGACAGCGAUGGCUCCGUCGGAACAGCAACAGCAACAGCCGCCGCCCUCGCCGCCGAGCAGGAUGCCGUCCUUGACGCUGACAGCAUCGACAGAACCCAAGAUCACGUUUAUGCAGAGAUUAACGCGCUAUCUCGAUCUGUCGUUGCUGAAGAACCCGCAGUUCAUCAUGAUGUGCUUUUCCGUUAGCCUGAUGUCCACUGGUAGCCCGUACAUGCUGUACUAUUUGCCAGCAUACGUCCACGCCGCCGGUUACACAAAGUCGGAGGCUGGCUACCUGGUGGCCAUCUCCGCCGUCUUCGAUCUGUGCGGCAGACUCGGCCUCGGCUGGCUCUCGGAUCUCAAGUUGUUCGACCGGCGGAAAGGAUACAUUGGAAGUGUGGUGGGCGCUGGCGUGGCUGUUCUGGCGAUCCCGAUGGCUCAUUCCUUUUACGUAUUGGCGUGUUCUGUCGGCAUGUACGGGUUGUGCCUAGGCUGUUGGUUCCUCCUAGUUCCCGUCCUGCUCGCCGAUCAAUACGGCACCGACAAAAUAUCGUCCAGCUAUGGUCUCGUGAGGAUGUUCCAGAGCUUCGGGGCGAUCUCCAUUCCGCCUCUCGCAGGUUACCUCCGCGAUGUAACUGGUAGCUAUACCGUGUGUUUGUGUAUGGGCACAUGUAUGGUCAUAGGAGGUUUACCUCUGCUCUUGGUUUUUAACGAGAACCAAACAAAUCCAACAAAGCUGCCCGUGAACGCCGAGAAUAAUAAUCGUCAGGGAGACACUACCAUGAAAGGGUAAAUUAUUUUGAAAAAUGUGAUCGUUGACUAUAAAGUAAUUUAAUGUGUAAUAGGAAAAUAAAUAAAUCGUAACAGUUGUCACAAAAAGAAUGUUACGACGCUUAUUGAACUUUUCCAUGAUUGACUCCUUGCCUUCUUUUAUAUUGCGACAGGAUAUUAUAUAGCGUUAUUAGAUAAAUACAAUUGAAUAAAUAGAUUAAAACUCCACACAUUUUAUCAGUCUCAAAUUAUUCUUCAAGCAUUCCUUCCUUCCCACUCUUCCAACAAUACUUUCAAUAUUUCCAUCAAACGUUCCUUCUAAUAAAUGCAAAUAAUAUUCAGUGAAAGUUUUAGAUUUACACAUGCUUCAUGAAUGUGCAAACAAGAUUGUUCAUAAGUUACAUAUGUCUCACGAACAAUAAACAUGCUUGAAA